AUGAAAGAAUCCGAUUGGAAUGUUCAGACCUUAAAACCCAGCGGGACAACUAAAAGUUGGAGAGGGGUCGUUCUUGCUGCAGUUGUUAUAAUUCUUAUUCUCAGCAUCAUCAUAAUCUCUGUUCUUUAUGUAACUCCGAUUAAACUAAGUAAGGAUAAUGAAAUCGUGUCCCUGGAAUCACUACUUAAUUGGAGCAUUCAGUACCAAGAAAUCAUUUGGAUUUCAGAAAACAUAUUUGCCUAUGCAAAUGAUAAGGGACUGGCAGUGGUAACAUCUGAAUCGUCAGAAAUGGAUCAGAAGUAUUUGCGAAGAGAAGUGCUUAAUUUGUCUGCAGAAAAGGACAUCAAAGUAUCCAAAAUUUGGUCCUGUAUGAAUGGCAAUUACUUUCUCGUUAGAUACGAUAAUAUAAAGGACCAACACCCAGUGUUUGAGAUCGUUCAAGGUGGUAAAAGCAAUCCGAAUGCUGAUGCCCUGCGAAUACGCGAACUAAGGAACGAGAAAAUGCAAUUUCUACCUGUGGUUGCCGCUUCCUGUUUCCCCAAUAGUGAUGUAGUGGUUGCAGUUGCUGGUGGUCAUGUAUUCUCUACGCGUCACGUUCUAUCUGAUGUUAAUGCCAAUUAUGGAUUUAAAUGUCUAUCUUGUGGAAUAUCGCAUCAGAUCUUCGCUGAGUUAAGUCCAGAAUAUCAAGGUAAGUAA
Messenger RNA from Rodentolepis nana, 696 nucleotides. NCBI's taxonomy places the organism in Eukaryota, Metazoa, Platyhelminthes, Cestoda, Cyclophyllidea, Hymenolepididae. The record is from the annotation of a GenBank genome assembly.